UCCGCCCGGCUGCGCGCAUGUGCCGCGCCCGCCCCUCCCCCACGCGGAGGCCGGACCCAGCGGCGGCGGCGGCAGCGGCCGGGCAGGAUGAAGGACCGGACCGGGGAGCUGCGCGCCGCGAAAGACAGUGACGACGAUGAUGAAGUCACCGUCAGUGUGGACCGGGACCGCUUCAUGGAUGAGUUCUUUGAGCAGGUGGAAGAAAUUCGAGGGUUCAUCGAUAAAAUUUCGGAGAACGUGGAGGAAGUGAAGAGGAAGCACAGCGCCAUUCUUGCAUCGCCCAACCCCGACGAGAAAACGAAGGAAGAGCUGGAAGAGCUGAUGUCUGACAUAAAGAAGACGGCGAACAAAGUGCGCUCCAAGCUAAAGAGUAUUGAGCAGAGUAUUGAACAAGAGGAAGGACUGAACAGGUCAUCUGCUGACCUGCGGAUAAGGAAAACUCAGCACUCAACGCUGUCGCGCAAGUUCGUGGAGGUGAUGUCCGAGUACAACACCACGCAGACAGACUACCGGGAGCGCUGCAAGGGCAGGAUUCAGAGGCAGCUGGAGAUCACUGGCAGGACCACCACCAGCGAGGAACUGGAGGACAUGCUGGAGAGCGGCAACCCAGCCAUCUUCUCCUCUGGGAUCAUUAUGGAUUCAAACAUCACCAAGCAGGCACUGAAUGAGAUUGAGACACGGCACAGCGAGAUCAUCAAAUUGGAGAACAGCAUCCGAGAGCUGCAUGACAUGUUCAUGGACAUGGCCAUGCUGGUGGAGAGCCAGGGCGAGAUGAUUGACCGCAUAGAGUACAAUGUGGAGCACUCAGUGGACUACGUGGAGCGGGCUGUGUCUGACACCAAAAAAGCAGUGAAGUACCAGAGCAAAGCCAGACGGAAGAAGAUCAUGAUCAUAAUCUGCUGCGUGAUCCUGGGUAUCGUCAUUGCCUCCACCUUCGGCGGCAUUUUCGGCUAGACUCACCCCACGGGACUGUUUGUGUGCAAUGGACGGAGCCACGCGUGCCAUGGGGCCGCAGCCACGCCAGAGCAAACCACGCAGCCCCGGAGCCUCCCAGCAGCAUUUCAGUUUCUAAUGCAUGGUUGUUUGUGA
Messenger RNA from Harpia harpyja (harpy eagle), 1089 nucleotides. It is a transcript of the gene STX1A, whose product is annotated as syntaxin 1A. The coding region runs from base 88 to 954 and encodes 288 amino acids. Gene Ontology annotation, cellular component: synaptic vesicle; plasma membrane; SNARE complex. Gene Ontology annotation, biological process: exocytosis; synaptic vesicle fusion to presynaptic active zone membrane; intracellular protein transport. Gene Ontology annotation, molecular function: SNARE binding; SNAP receptor activity. Lineage: Eukaryota; Metazoa; Chordata; Aves; Accipitriformes; Accipitridae. The record is from RefSeq and is a predicted model, not a curated record. The transcript has 10 exons.